This is a messenger RNA of Dimorphilus gyrociliatus, 4374 nucleotides long. NCBI's taxonomy places the organism in Eukaryota, Metazoa, Annelida, Polychaeta, Dinophilidae. The record is from the annotation of a GenBank genome assembly.
AGUCUAUUUUUCAACUUGAAUAGAGAAACACAAAUCAAAAUAGAAUAAACUUUCUUAUUAAAUUGUCUUUAUGAUAAACCUAUGAUAUUGUUAAAAAGAGAAAAAUAAUAGCAAAUUCAUUAAUCAGGAAUUUUGAAAAGAAACAAAAAAAAAAAAGAAUCACGUGGAAAUAAUUUAACUGUAGUCCUUCUACUAUGGAUGAUAAUGAUACGAUUUGGUGGGUAUCUACCUGCGGAAAUAGAACUAUUUAUGAUGCUCUUUGGAAGAGGUCUACACUCUGAAGGAACUUUAUUCGUCUUUUGGCUCAUGGAAGCUGUUGUCAAAGUUAUUCGCACAAGAUCCUCAUAUUUAGACGGCUAUUCGACACCAGCAACGAAAAGCGCGUUAAAUUAUAUAAGUAGAGCAAAGCAUGAAAGGAAGCCCCUAUUGUCAAAAACAAAGGAGGAAGAAGACAAUGAUGAAAUCUUAUCCAAUGUUUGUAUCUUAUUGAGAGAUUUAAUCGUUGUAAAGGCCUUCAAACGGACAAUCAACUUUGAGGAUCUGAAUGAUAUAUUACCGACCGAUAAAUGCCGAAUUUUAGUUAGAAACUUUAAUAAACAAUGGGAAAAACAAUUAAAAAAGCAUAAAUUUGAUUUUGGUAAGAAAUUACAAACUAAGAGGAAAAAGUUAAAAAGCUCUUCAUAUACGUUCGAAAGUCCAAAUGAUACUGGUAUUUUGGAAUCGGAAGAGAAUGAACCAUUUUUUUCAACUCCUAAAAGAAAAGAAGAGAAGAAAAAGGAUAAACCUUCAGCAGCUUGGGCUAUGUGCCUAACAUUCGGUCCAUACUUUCUACUUGGUGGAUUUUACAAGAUUAUUUACGAUCUUAUCUCAUUCGUUUGUCCAGUUUUACUAAAUCUUCUUAUCGACUUUGUCAAAAGUAACGGAGUCUACUCGUGGCAAGGAUAUGUAAUGGUUGUUGUCUUAUUUGUUGUUACUACUAUCAAGAGUCUGAUAAUGCAGCAUUACUAUCACGUUUGCUUUAAAACUGGAAUGUUCCUAAAGUCAGCUGUUACUGGAAUUGUCUACAGAAAGUCUUUAAAGAUGAACAAUGCUGCAAGACAGGAAUCAACGGUAGGAGAAAUAGUAAACCUAAUGUCAGUCGACGCCCAAAAAUUACAGGAUGGUCCAGCGUAUUUCCAUAUGUUAUGGUCGUCUCCCUUUACGGUUAUAAUAGCCGUAGUCUAUCUUUAUCGAAUAUUAGGCGUUGCUGUAUUUGCUGGUCUUUUGGUUAUGGUUCUUAUGGUACCUUUCAAUAUGCUUAUGGCAAGGAUGGUUAUGAAAUAUUACAUAGCCCAAAUGGGUAUAAAGGACAUUAGAAUUAAGCAUAUGAGUGAAAUUUUAAAUGGUAUGAAAGUUCUUAAACUAUACGCUUGGGAACAAGCAUUUGAAGAUCGAGCUGAUUCUUCUAGGACGAAAGAAAUAGCCAAACUAAGGCAAGCUGAAUAUCUGCAAGCUUUCGGCUCUAUUAGCUGGAAUAUGUCAUCAUAUUUAGUAGCUCUGGCUACUUUUGCCGUCUACGUUAAAAUAUCUCCCGAUAAUAUCCUUGAUGCCAACAAAGCUUUUGUAUCGUUAUCUCUGUUCAAUAUUCUUAAAUAUCCCAUGUCAAUUUUACAACCGUGCAUUCAAUUCUUCGUUCAAGCUAUGGUAGCUAUGUCUCGAUUACGAAAGUACUUACUACUUCCGGAAUUGGAUGAAGAUAAUGUAACAUUUGACAAGCACGCAUCUCACGCUAUAUCCAUAAGAGAUGGAAAGUUCUCAUGGACCAAGAAUGAUCCUCCCAUUCUAUCCGACAUAUCUAUAAACGUUUCCAGGUCGAAACUUGUUGCAGUAGUCGGUCAAGUAGGUUCUGGAAAAUCUUCACUAUUAUCCGCUAUGCUGGGAGAAAUGGAAGUUUUAGAAGGUUCUGUUAGGCUCAAUUCUGAACGAAUGGCAUACGUUCCACAACAAGCCUGGAUACAGCAUAAUACUAUUGAAAAGAAUAUAACUUUUGGAAAAGCUAUGGAAACUGGAAAAUAUAAUCAAAUAUUAGACGCUUGCGCUUUAAGACCUGAUUUACAAAUCUUAUCAGGAGGAGACCAAACGGAAGUUGGCGAGAAAGGUAUUAAUUUAUCAGGUGGUCAAAAGCAACGUAUUAGUCUUGCAAGAGCCGUCUAUCAGAAUGCAGAUAUCUACUUUUUCGAUGAUCCUCUCUCUGCUGUUGACGCCCAUGUUGGUAAACAUCUUUUCGAGAAUGUAGUAGGUCCAACUGGGCUUUUAUCUAACAAAACAAGAAUUCUGGUGACAAAUGCUAUAACAUUCUUACCGGAAGUUGACGAGAUUUAUGUAUUGAACAACGGUAGAAUUUCAGAACAAGGAACAUAUCAACAACUAGUCGACAAUAAGAAAGCAUUUGCGGAUUUUUUAAAUCAACAUACUUCUAUCAUAUCAAACGAAACAACCGUGAAAAAGAGUCAACCUGCAAUCCUGAACAGAACAAUAUCAUCAUACGGAGGACAAAGCUUCUCAGAAUCAUCAAUGUACGGAUAUUCCGACAGUUUCACCGAAUCGGCUAAAUCAGAAAGAACAAGAUACAAAGGUAAAUUAACGGAAGAAGAAUCGGCUGAAGUUGGAAAAGUAAAAUGGUCAGUUUAUACUAAUUAUAUCAAGGCUGGUGGAGUUAUAUCUUUUAUCGUUUUAAUGGGUUUUCAUCUAUGCUUCUUGGCAAUGGAGGUUGGAUCGAAUGUAUGGUUAAGUAAAUGGACUGAGGAUAGUGAUCGUUCAACAUCAUUUACUGAUUAUCGAUUAGGAAUAUAUGGUACAUUUGGAUCGCUUCAGCUAGUAUCUGUGCUGAUAAGAUCGGUAGUUUUGGCAUUAUUCAUAACAACUGCUUCGGCAAAUCUUCAUAGUGAUAUGUUAAAAAGAAUUUUUAGAGCUCCAAUGGCUUUCUUCGACACUACACCAUUAGGUCGAAUAAUGAAUAGAUUUUCAAAAGAUAUCGAUACCAUAGACGUUAAUAUACCUUUAACAUUCAGAAUUUUAAUUAAUGUUCUCGUUCCUGUAUUAUCUACCCUUAUUGUUAUUUCCAUGACAACACCAUAUUUCUUAAUUAUACUUGUUCCUGUAGUAGGAGUGUACUAUUUCUUGCAGGUGAUUUUCAUUUCUUCGGCUCGUCAAUUAAAAAGAUUGGAAUCAAUUAGUAGAUCGCCCAUUUUUACACAUUUUUCCGAAACUUUAAGUGGAUCGAUGAGUAUUAGAGCGUAUCGAAAGGAAGGCAGUUUUAUAAAGAAAUCGGAUAAAUUAACGGAUGAAAAUCAAAUGUCCUAUUAUCCUAGAAUUGUUGCUGAUAGAUGGAUAAGCAUGAGCCUGGAAACUCUUGGAAAUAUUGUUGUUUUCUUUUCUGCAUUAUUCGCAGUUAUUCAAAGGGAUAAAAUCACUGGAGGAGACGCCGGUUUAUCCGUAGCAUACGCCCUCCAAGCAACAGUUGCAUUAAAUUUGGUUGUUAGGAUGACCUCUGAUUUGGAAACUUAUAUAGUAGCUGUUGAGAGAGUAAGAGAAUAUAGUACUAUUGAAUCUGAAGCUAGAAGGUAUAUUCCCGGAUUUGAUCCACCAUCAAGUUGGCCAGAGAAGGGCAUUGUUGAAUUUAAAAAUUAUUCGACUAGGUAUAGGUCAGAUCUUGAUCUAGUUUUGAGAGAUGUUAAUCUUAAGUUAAAAUCUUGCGAGAAAGUAGGUGUUGUGGGUCGAACUGGUGCUGGUAAAUCUAGCUUGACACUUGCAUUAUUCAGAAUAAUUGAAUCUGUAUCGGGAAAAGUAAUUGUUGAUAAAAGAGACCUGAGUUCAAUGGGAUUACAAUCUGUUAGGUCAAGAUUAACGAUUAUUCCCCAAGAUCCAGUACUCUUCUCGGGUACACUACGCUUUAAUUUGGAUCCUCAUAUGAACUACUCUGAUGAUAAACUACUUAAAAGUUUGGAACAAGCGCAUCUUUCGCCUUUCGUUAAUAAUCUUCCAGGAAAGCUAGAUCACGAAUGCUCUGAGGGAGGAAGUAAUUUAAGUGUUGGACAAAGGCAGCUAGUAUGUUUAGCAAGAGCUCUACUACGCCAUACAAAAGUUCUUAUACUUGAUGAAGCCACGGCAGCGAUAGAUCUAGAGACGGAUGAACUAAUUCAAAAUACCAUAAGAUCUGAAUUUUCCGAUUGUACAGUAAUAACAAUUGCUCACAGAUUGAAUACCAUUCUGGACUACGAUAAAGUUAUUGUUCUAGACUCUGGGCAGAUUAUUGAAGAGAACUCACCGGAUAAAUUACUAUUAGACAAACAAUCUAUUUUCUAUUCAAUGGCCAGUAAUGCCGGAUUAGUAUGA